Mirounga angustirostris (Northern elephant seal) is the source of this 584-nucleotide messenger RNA. RefSeq names its product NADH:ubiquinone oxidoreductase subunit B3 (gene NDUFB3). Gene Ontology annotation, cellular component: mitochondrion. The record is from RefSeq and is a predicted model, not a curated record. Gene Ontology annotation, biological process: electron transport chain; mitochondrial respiratory chain complex I assembly. Lineage: Eukaryota; Metazoa; Chordata; Mammalia; Carnivora; Phocidae. The transcript has 3 exons. Bases 150 to 446 code for a protein of 98 amino acids.
GCCCAGGAAUCUGUGACCUAGUGCGGAACGUUAAAUGGCUCCUCUGCUUUCCUGCCGUAAGGCACUCCAGGAGACAACUUCCGUUUCCACUUGGCUCCGGCUGGAGGAUUGACUAUUGAGUGUCGUGAGAGGUCGGAGUGCUGUCAGACAUGGCCCAUGGACAUGGGCAUGAACACGGCCCUAGUAAACUGGAACUUCCAGAUUAUAAACAAUGGAAGAUAGAAGGGACACCAUUAGCAGUUGUCCAGGAGAGGCUGGCUACACGAGGGCUAAGGGAUCCAUGGGGCCGCAAUGAAGCUUGGAGAUACAUGGGUGGCUUUGCAAACAAUGUUUCCUUUGUUGGUGCAUUACUAAAAGGAUUCAAAUGGGGAUUUGCAGCAUUUGUGGUAGCUGUAGGGGCGGAAUAUUACCUGGAGUCCAAGAAUAAAGAUAAGAAGCAUCACUGAAGAUAAUACCUGGAAGUAUCUUAAAGGCUUCUUAAUUCUCUUAUAAAAAUAAGAUUUAUUCAAUGUAGCCUACUCAUCUGUGUGUUUUUCCCUUCAAGAAUACUAGUAAGAUUUAAUAAAGUAAGAAUACAUAUGCUA